This is a messenger RNA of Cuscuta campestris, 1791 nucleotides long. NCBI's taxonomy places the organism in Eukaryota, Viridiplantae, Streptophyta, Magnoliopsida, Solanales, Convolvulaceae. The record is from the annotation of a GenBank genome assembly.
UCGGCAAAUCCCAGUUCCCAAAUCGGCAAUCACCGUCUCCUGCAAUCACCAUCUCCCGGUUCCGGGGUUCCCAAACAGACGCCUAUCUCUCGGCAAUCACCAGGUCUAGUCAAUUUUUGGUAGGCCUUACUCUUUUUGUAUACCCUAUCAAUUUUCUUUAUCCAAACUUCGGCCUCAAGCUAAAUCUUACGGAGUAUCUUUACUAUUAUCAUCGUCCUGGAACGACCUUUGCAUUCCUUCGGCUCUGGCCUUCUCAUCGGCGAUUCACCCACCGUUCUUCCAUAUCCAUCUCAGAACUGAUAAUUAAUCUGGAAGUUUUGACUACCAUGGCUUCGUCAUAUCUCCCUGCGACAACAGAGUCACUCAUUCAGGCUUCUGAGGCAAAAAAUCCAUCUGAGUCCCUCUCUAUCCUUUAUGGCAUCCUCAACAACCCGUCAUCAUCCUCUGAUUCUUUAAGGAUAAAGGAACAGGCCAUCUCCAACCUUUCUGACAUGCUAAGGCGAGAGAACAGGCCUGAUGAUCUCAGAAACCUUCUCACCCAACUGCGACCCUUCUUCUCUUUGAUACCCAAAGCAAAAACCGCCAAAAUUGUCCGCAGCAUUGUUGAUGCAUUGGCGAAAAUACCCGGCACAUCUGAAAUUCAAAUCGCUCUUUGCAAAGACAUAGUCCAGUGGACCCGUGAUGAGAAGCGAACCUAUCUUCGCCACAGAAUUGAGGCUAAACUUGCUUCAUUGUUGAUGGAAAGCAAAGAGUAUGCCGAAGCAUUGUCUCUCCUUUCUGGCCUUAUCAAAGAGGUGAGAAGAUUGGAUGACAAGCUUUUGCUUGUGGAGAUUGACUUGCUGGAAAGCAAGCUUCAUUUUGCAUUGAGAAACAUUGCCAAAGCAAAGGCUGCCCUGACCGCUUCCCGAACCGUGGCAAAUGCCAUAUAUGUGCCUCCCGGUCAGCAGGGCUGCAUAGAUCUGCAAAGUGGUAUCCUCCACGCGGAAGAGAAAGACUACAAAACAUCUUACAGCUAUUUCUACGAAGCGUUUGAAGCUUUUAAUGCUCUUGAGGACCCACAGGCGAUAUAUAGCCUCAAAUAUAUGUUGCUUUCCAAGAUCAUGGUUGGCCAAGCUGAUGAUGUGACGAGCAUAAUAUCAUCACCCAAGGUUGGGUUGCAGUACCAAGGGCCUGAACUGGAUGCCAUGAAAGCAGUGGCUGAUGCUCACUCAAAACGGUCUUUGAAGCUGUUUGAGAUUGCGCUUCGCGAUUUCAAGACACAGCUGGAUGAAGACCCAAUUGUCCAACGGCACCUGUCGUCCCUCUACGACACACUGCUGGAGCAAAACCUCUGCAGGCUGAUUGAGCCGUUCUCAAAAGUUGAGAUUGCCCAUGUGGCCGAAUUGAUCGAGUUGCCAGAGGAACACGUUGAGAAGAAGCUGUCUCAGAUGAUUUUGGACAAGAAGUUUGCCGGAACCCUUGACCAGGGCGCCGGAUGCCUCGUCAUAUUUGAUGAUCCCAAGGCAGAUGCCAUAUAUCCAGCUACGUUGGAGACCAUCUCAAACAUGGGGAAGGUUGUUGACAGUCUUUUCCUAAGGUCUGCCAAGAUAAUGGCCUGAUUCUUGAUUGCAGGCAGCAUCUCAGGAUUUCAGUCUUAUCCUUGCCAAAAUGUUCGUCUUCCCUUUUUUUUAUCCAUUCCAAAAAAUUGUCUCUUUCAAUUAAAAUAACAUGCCUAUGCUAGACAAAGACAAUGUGGUCGAGCACCAUCCUUGUGACUCUAUCAAAUUGAAGGUUACGGGUUUGAAUCCCGGC